UAGAUCUACAUUGUAUGUUUGAAUCAAUUGUGCGAAAAUAGCAGACGUAUAUAAUGUCCUUGGCCUUUCGAGCCCAUGUACAGUCAGGUAGUCAGUUCCGAAAAAUCGCCAGUUCCGCGACAAAUAACUUUCAUUCAACAUUGAGAAAAAAUUAUAAUCACAUAUGCUUUAACAAAUUGUACAACCUUACACCUUAAUAUCUGAUGAUUUUUUCCGCAACAAACCGGAAGAAAAUAGACAAAUGUAAACAAUCUGAAUUGUCGAAACGCUCGCAGACAUAUUUUCGAAUGGCGGCAAAAUCAAGUCUGCGAGAACGGUCAUCGGAAAUUAGAACAUGUUUGCUUCUAUAAGGGAUUGUCCACGGACGCAGACGCGCCCGGACAGGAAAUGGGGGAAAUGCAGCAGCCCAGACCUUUCACCCAUACAACUGAGAUGUGUUUAGCUCUACUCAUGUGAAUUUAUGAGUGUUGUACACUUGUCAAAGCUCUCUGACAGUUGCUAAGUUACCUACCUUUUCCUUAUUUUAUUUUAAUUGGUUUCUAGUUUGUUGUUUUUUCUAGUUUUUACCUAUAGCUUGAAUUCCUAUUUAUAUAGAAAUUGAUUAAGUUAUUGUUCAUAUGUUGAAUGGAUAUGAUUUGUGAGACUGGGUUCAUCCCCUCUGAAACAAGAACAGCUAAGAAUGGUUGAUGAUAUUUUAAUUAAUUUUUUUUAAAUCCAGUCAGUAUCAGGGGCACCCGUCUAUAUAUGUCGUCUUUAAGGAAAGUUAGCCCAUGUUCCACUUAGAUUUUGUGGAAUAAGUUUGCACAAAACAUCACUUUAAAUGUUAUUAUUAUAUUUUGCUUAUUCUUUAAAAUAGAUUUUCUUAGUAAAGUUAUAUUAAUACACCUUCAUAAGCAUAUUUACUGGAUAAAGUUUACAUUAAUAUUUACAAAAAUAGAACAUUGACAUGCAUUGUGUGCUGGUGCUUCCUCGUACAUUCUCAUAGUUUUGUUUGACAAUACUGUAUGGUCUGCUAUCCAGAUUUGAUGCGUACAGCGAUAGGUUGUUUUCAUUUAUUUUUAGUGCCAUUUCUGUAUAAGAAAAUGCUGUCCUAUACAAGCAUUAUCCUGCCUUUUGCAUUUAAAUGUGCCAUCUCUAUCAGAACAGAGCGCAGGACUGUUCAAUUUAUUGGAUACUCCUUGAGAAAACUGGCGCUUGUUAUUUGAAUUAACUGUAAUCUUGAAUCAUCAUGUGCAACCUACACAGGUUGAAAUCGAUCAUUAUUUUCUGGUUUCCUGUUAUAGUUUGUUUAGAAUCUCUAAUUUGGGCUCUGAGAAAUGAAACUUUCCUCUCAGAAAGAUGCUGUCUCCAGUGGGCAGAGGCUAAUCUAAGAUAACAUGGGGCAACAUUAGAUUGUAUAUUACAGUAUAUUUUAUGCAAGUACAAAUGUGUGAUCUCAGGUAUGGUCCAUUUUAUUUCGUUUUAUUUAUUCCUACUUUUUGUUUUCUAUGUUGUUGCUUGGAAACAGUAUACUGUAUAUUGUAGUACAUAUGUAUAUUAUAUGCAGGUGCCCUUCAUUGUGUGAUCUCAGGUAAAGGUCCAUUGAUUUGUUUGUUAUUUUUAACCAGGUUUUCCGAAGGAAAAAACUGUUAUUAGAUUGGCGAAUGCGGGCGGGCUGGCUGGCUGGCGGGCUGGCGGGCGGGCGGAACAAGCUUGUCCGGGCCAUAACUAUGUCGUUCAUUGUCAGAUUUUAAAAUCAUUUGGCACAUUUGUUCACCAUCAUUGGACGGUGUGUCGCGUGAAAUAAUUACGUCGAUAUCUCCAAGGUCAAGGUCACACUUUGAGUUCAAAGGUCAAAAAUGGCCAUAAAUGAGCUUGUCCUGGCCAUAACUAUGUCAUUCAUUGUGAGAUUUUAAAAUCAUUUGGCACAUUUGUUCACCAUCAUGGGACGGUGUGUCGCACAAAAGAAUCACGUCAAUAUCUCCAAUGUCAAGGUCGCCACAUUUAAAAAUAUAUUUUUUUUAAACAAACUUACAAAGGGGGUUAAUUUUGUUUGUUCAUUUCAAAAGUUCAGUUUGAGUUUUCUCCCUUUAUCAGAUUUUUUUUUCACAAUGAAAACCUGGUUUUGUGACAAUUUUGUCCCUUGUUUACUUUUUGCUUUGUUUGUUGUUAUGGUUUUUACAAAAAUCAGUCAUCAAAAGCUAGUCUGUUUGAUAUAAAAAUGAUUUAACCCGCCUAUGCGGAUCAAUAAUAUAUAAGCACAUGAAGAAAGGCGAAAUGGCUUUAGGUCGAUUGAAAUUAUUCAAGUUUGUCGAUUUAAAUCGAGCUUAAGCUAGGUACUAUUAACAUGUGCUUUUAAGUGAUAUCGAUGUUCGUUCACUAGUUGAUCGAUGCAUAGGCUAUUGAUUCAUUCUAUACAUAGAUGGUGACGUCACUACGUUAUUGUCAGUAAGACCGGUGUGUACACAAUGCUAUUGAUUAUCAGCGCCAUGGUAAUGUCUAUUGACCUGUCAAUAUAAACACAAUCAAGUUGUUCACACUUUCGUUACUAUGAUCUCGGUUACUCGGAUAAAUACCAUGGUAAUAAAAACUUAAAAUAGCAAUAAUACUAUGUGUUGAUGUGUCAAGUUCUAUGACACGCUCUGUUUAUUUGAAAAAAAAGAGGAGACCGGUGCUUUGAACACACGGGGAAUACAUGCACGUAAUUGUAAUUUAUAUCUCGCCGGCAGUAGAAAGCGGAUAUGGUCCAGAAGUUCGGAAAGCACGACAUCCAGACCGAACACACCAUCCGGGCAUUUAACAGCCGACAUAACAGGCGCUACAGACGGUACUGUCUGUUAAAGAUGUCCGCACCGAGAGUGAAAGUCAAUGGGCGGACACUGAACAUUGACCACACAGUCCCCUACUCCCUUAACAAGCAGGCGCGCUGGGAACUUCCGGAACUCAUUGUAGACACCGCGCGUGCACCAUCAAGAUUCACUGCCCCAGAAGUUCAACAGCAGUUUGUCCGCCAUAUCAGGCACCAUGCGGACAGAGUGGAGGCGAUGCGAAAGUCAUACACACAAAGGAAUGCCGAUAUUGCAAUUGUAUUGAGUAAUACUUGUUUACGGUUUAUGAAUGUUGAACAGAUUGAUAUGCGAAAUAACAAUCUCGUCACUUCGUGCACGAUGAUAUAUCAAACAUUUUCAGAAAUUGACCAAGAAAUCAGUGUAUUAGAAGGCAUUCAACGGAGUUUUUCAGAAACACGCUGCCGUGAUAUUAAUUAUACUCGUAUCGAUGUGUUAACACCAUCUUCUCUGAAAACGCAAGCACAGGUCAAACCAUCUCAUUUAGAACAUCAUGGUUCUAAGAAUUUCAAGAAGCAUACAGCUAUUGUUGGUAAGCGAAAACAAAAUCGACAAACAUGUGAUGUGGAUCUAAUAGAAUAUUAUUUGAGCACAGUGACUGCUGAGGACGAAGCGAUAUACAUAUGUCUGGAAAACGAACGCCAACAUCAACGAACAACCAUUACUUUAUGUGACUAUUUUCCACAAAAUUUCUUCGACGAUUUAAAACGUACCGUUGUCAGAGCAGAUCAACAGACGCCGCUCAGUCCUCAAAGCGUACUUCCGCUUUCAGCGGUAGGAGAGGCCGCCACGAUGGCGUCUAUCCAGGCCUCAACUGCAAACGAGUCUCAAGCGAAUUCGCGCCCAUCCACCGCAGACGAGACCCUAGCGAGCUCGUGCGCCCCCACGACUGUGCACAGCUCGCGACGAAUACAUUUCAAGAUGCAGGGUGCACGCAUCUUGCUUCGCAAAGACGAGGUUCUCGGACACGAUUUGAGGCAGAUGUACGGGAAGAGAUACAUUGAGUGCGGAUGCUUUCCUCGAAGGUUUCUGCUCGAUAUAUCCAACAAUUUCUAUCAUAUGUAUUCGUCUGACAAAUUUGUGCAAAACAGCAAAGUCACGCGUGUGACGCAUGCGUUCCUAGCUUUUGUAAGAGAUUCUGCGCAUGCGCUAGAUAACAAGAUGGAGCAUGCGUAUAAAGUUUUCCUUAAUAUAAACGCGCCAUCCAUCAAAAAUAAUGUUCUUGUUGAAAACCUGAGGUUAAAUGAUAUUAUGAAUAUUACGGAUGUCAUAGCAAAAUCCAAACAAACUGUACAACUGAAGUAUAGUUCACUGUUACGUUACGAAGAAGGCACUGAACCUGUGAAAAUGGCAUCAAAAAGAAGUUUUUUAGAUGACGUUUUGGGCUGGCAAACAACAUCGUAUCUUACGAACAACACUGUGCUGAUGGAUCAGUGGACUUCCGAAUGCAACUACAUUGACACGUGGUCACAUGGAAGCGAGUGCAGUGCGCCGUAUAAAUGUGAAGACGAUGGGCAAACAGAUGUACACUCAGAGGUAUGUGCGUUAUGCAUGAAACCUGUCAGAAAAUACUCUGUAAAGACCAUUACAUUGAAAACUUGCAAACACUGCAGUUGUGUUACAUGUUUUACCAGGAACAUCAGGAGACAAAUGCGUAUGGUAGUAACUCCUUUAAAGUGUCCGGUAAUGGAAUGUAGUGUCACUGUGGAGGCUAGUACAGUUAUCUCCGUGAUAGACAUUCCGGAAUGCCUGCAAUAUUUAGUUCAGUGCCAAAGAAAAGAGACUGAAACCAACCCGCUUAAAACAUUUUGUCCAAACACCUCAUGUCAGCGUAUACUUGUUCGGAAUUCCUUAAGCACACAUGAGGUACAGUGUCCUUGUGGAGAGCGAUUGUGCUUUGCUUGCUGUGGACUGCCACACUGGCCAUUGUCAUGUGACCAAUACACCGCGUACCUCACGAUGAUCUUCCGAAGAGAUGUUGCUACGCAACCGCCCGCCGAGUUCGUAGUAAAUUUACGGUCUCUCAUCUGCCGCGUGUGUUUGACAGAAGUUCAGAAGUUUGGUGUACUCGAGGCCUCCGCUACCAUGUGCACGUGUCACAGAGAGAUAUGUUCCCGAUGCCUGCAGCAGACGCGUCGUCCUCUGAUCGAACACGCCGACACUUGCAGUCUGGUACAAACGCGACCAGGAUACGUGUCCGGCACGAGACUGUCCAAGUGGAAGAGCCUUGCCUUUCAGCACAGGUCACAGCGACAUCCGUACCGCAUCCAGAAAUUGAAAGCAAACUCCAAGCUUCUCGUCCGCAAACUGAAGCCUUACAUCCUGACCAGCGGCAUGCAGUUGGGAUUCCACGUGGAUGAGAAGGUUUUCUCGCACGAGUCACACAAAGUCCGCGACUACAUUGACAGUUUUAUUGACAUGUAUGCCACCGCAUGUCGAGUCGGGGAGCUCACGUCGGCCCUCAUUGACAUCGAAGGUCAGGAACAGUGUAAGCAAUUACAAAAAUGCCUCCUGCAAUUGUCUGUUCUCUCUAAAACUGUCACUGAGUUGUUCAAGUCAGGCGGGUAUCAGAGACCAGACCGACUGCAUGUGGAGCUUAAGGAAGCGAGGACUUUGGGUAAUCAACUGCUGAACGCGUUAUAUGCUGGCACAUUCGGGCGAUAAGCAGUAAUAGUAAUGUCAUUGGCGAUUGAUAAUAUGAAUGAUAAAUUAACGUUUGUUUGUUUUAAAGACGAUUUAGGCAUGUUUAUAAUAGUUGUUAUUGCAAUAGACAUUUAAUAAAUACAAACAUGUCACAA
This is a messenger RNA of Dreissena polymorpha, 5623 nucleotides long. RefSeq lists its product as uncharacterized. Gene Ontology annotation, molecular function: zinc ion binding; ubiquitin protein ligase activity; ubiquitin conjugating enzyme binding. The coding region runs from base 2721 to 5489 and encodes 922 amino acids. The record is from RefSeq and is a predicted model, not a curated record. Lineage: Eukaryota; Metazoa; Mollusca; Bivalvia; Myida; Dreissenidae. The transcript has 3 exons. Gene Ontology annotation, biological process: protein polyubiquitination; ubiquitin-dependent protein catabolic process; positive regulation of proteasomal ubiquitin-dependent protein catabolic process. Gene Ontology annotation, cellular component: ubiquitin ligase complex; cytoplasm.